UAGUUGACGGAUGAAUGUCAUCAUACUUUUUAAUGUAUCCUAAACGUUUUAAAUUGCUUAUUAAGUCCGUGUUUGAAAUUGAUGUGUUGAGUUUAAUUUAUGGCAUACCACAUACGCAGUUUGAGAAGGGCAGCGCUGUGGUUUAAUAGAUCCAGAAGGUAUGACCAGCUCCUGUUACUAAAUAUGGUGUGUAGCUGUCCAAAAAUAAAGAUUAAUGGUUAUCCAGCAUAUUUUGCUGAAGAAAACAGGGAGUGAAUAAUGUACUUUAGGAAGGUUAUAAAUAUAUUAAACACUAUGCUUGAUCAAAUAGGACUGCCACUAUCUGAAAAGCUUUGCUGUAUUCUCAGACUUCUUAUUUCUACUUUUAUUAGCCCCUCAUCACUACUCUCAAAACUGAGCUUAAAAAGAAAUUGCAGAUUUCUUUUUUUAAAUGUAAUAUGAGAAUAACUUCUGCGAUGUAAUCAUCACUACAUUUUUUUUUGGAUCGCUAUUAUUGACAGUAGUCCGUGUGCAUGUGCUGAUUUUAAAUCUUUACAGCAACUGUUAGGUAUUACUAUCUCUGUCUUUCAGGUGAAGCCCAGGUCCAGAGAAAGUGAGUUAUUGAACCUGGUCACAGGUGGUUUGCAGAAGAGCUGUGUCAGAGCCCAGGCACCUGCAACCUCAAAGUCCAUCUUCCUUCCGCCCCUCUGCACGCUUCCCCUGAUCAGAGUGCUUGUGAACCACAGACUUAAAACGUUCAUUCAUUUGACAGGAAUUUUUUGAGUCUUACUUUAGGCACAGUAUUCUGUCUGCCAAUGUUCAUGUGUUUUGAAUAGCUGCUAGCGUUGAAUUUGGUUGGGUCCUACCCAGGAAAGCUCCUGUCGAGGGGAGAAGGCAGACACAUGACAAUACAGUGUAACUGUUACCGUAGAAGAAUGACCAGGAAUAGAAGAUGAGCAGACCGAUAACACCAUCGACAUAUGUGCGCUGUCUCAGUCUUGGGCUAAUUAGGAAGCUGUCGGAUUUCUUGGACCCUCAAGAAGGGUGGAAGAAGCUGGCGGUAGCCAUUAAAAAGCCAUCUGGGGAUGACAGAUACAAUCAGUUUCACAUAAGGAGAUUUGAAGCAUUACUCCAGACUGGAAAAAGCCCCACUUGUGAAUUACUGUUUGACUGGGGCACCACGAAUUGCACAGUUGGUGAUCUCGUGGAUCUUUUGGUCCAAAAUGAGUUUUUUGCCCCUGCAAGUCUUUUGCUACCAGUUGCUGUUCCCAAAACUGUCACAACAUUACCUUCCGAAGAAGCUGUAACAAUUCAGCAGAAGCAGAUGCCUCCCCACGGCGGAGACCAGACACCCGUGGUUUCUGUGCAGAAUCCUGAACAAAACUCUGUGCCCUGCGACUCCUCAAGUCCAGAAAAUUGUUCAGAACUUAGUGAUACACGUUUUCACAGUUUUUCAUUUUAUGAAUUGAAGAAUGUCACGAAUAACUUCGAUGAACGACCCGUUUCUGUCGGUGGAAACAAAAUGGGAGAAGGAGGGUUUGGCGUCGUGUACAAGGGCCUUGUGAACAGCAGGACCGUAGCGGUGAAGAGGCUCACGGCGAUGGUUGACAUUAGUACUGAUGAACUGAAACAACAGUUUGAUCAAGAAAUAAAAGUCAUGGCAAAGUGUCAACACGAAAACUUAGUAGAACUCCUUGGUUUCUCAAGUGACGGAGACGACCUCUGCUUAGUGUAUGUUUUCAUGCCUAAUGGCUCAUUGCUAGACAGACUGUCUUGCUUGGAUGAUACUCCACCACUUUCUUGGCACAUGAGAUGCAAGAUUGCUCAAGAUGCAGCAAAUGGCAUCAGUUUUUUACAUGAAAACCACCACAUUCAUAGAGAUAUUAAAAGUGCAAACAUCUUAUUAGAUGAAGCCUUUACAGCUAAAGUGUCUGACUUCGGGCUUGCACGGGCUUCCGACAAGCUUGCCCAGACGGUCAUGACCAGCACAGUUGUGGGAACAACAGCCUACAUGGCGCCUGAAGCUCUGCGAGGAGAAAUAACCCCAAGAUCUGACAUCUACAGCUUCGGUGUGGUUUUACUGGAAAUAAUCACUGGACUCCCAGCUGUGGAUGAACACCGUGACCCUCAGUUACUGCUAGACAUUAAAGAUGAAAUUGAAGAUGAAGAAAAGACAAUUGAAGAUUACAUUGAUAAGAAAAUGAGUGACAUUGAUUCUGCUUCCAUUGAAACUAUGUAUUCUGUUGCCAGUCAAUGUCUGCACGAAAAGAAAAAUAAGAGACCAGACAUUAAGAAGGUUCAUCAGCUGCUGCAAGAAAUGACAGAUUUGUAAAACUAUACUGGAAUAAAUUCUUGACAUUUUAAACAUAGCUAUCUAAGCCAUUUUCAAACUAAUUUUCUUGGUAAACAUUCUUCCUUACCGUGAACAAGGCAGCACGGAGCAGUGCGGUGGUUUCUGACACUGUGCGGGACCCCAGCACACGGAACAAAGGUAAGACCGCCGGGUGAGCUCGGAGCCCUGCGUCCCAGCGUCGGCCUCAGUUCUCGCGGUAAUUCCCGAGACUUCUCCUUGGCCCUUCACCGAACUCAGCCUGAAAACUACAGGUUAGCGAAAGAGGCCCGGGCGAUAGGAUGAAAAGACUGGACUGAAGCCCGCCUGCCCUGCUAAUUUGCUGUAAGCUUCGGGCAGUCUCCCAGCUGCUCUGAGCCUUGGAUUUUUCACCUGUAACAUCGGAUUGAUACCUACGUGCCUGGCUGGCAGGUGGCCAUGGAAACCAAGUGAUGCAGGAUACGUGCAAGCACUCUGUAGAUUGUGAAGUGAUAUACAACAUAAAGUUUAUAUAGACAAGU
Manis javanica (Malayan pangolin) is the source of this 2829-nucleotide messenger RNA. Lineage: Eukaryota; Metazoa; Chordata; Mammalia; Pholidota; Manidae. The record is from RefSeq and is a predicted model, not a curated record.